This is a messenger RNA of Pogoniulus pusillus (Red-fronted tinkerbird), 2752 nucleotides long. RefSeq names its product leucine rich repeat neuronal 2 (gene LRRN2). The transcript is spliced from 2 exons. Gene Ontology annotation, cellular component: extracellular matrix. The coding region runs from base 660 to 2744 and encodes 694 amino acids. The record is from RefSeq and is a predicted model, not a curated record. Gene Ontology annotation, molecular function: protein binding. NCBI's taxonomy places the organism in Eukaryota, Metazoa, Chordata, Aves, Piciformes, Lybiidae.
GAGGAGGAGGAGGAAGAAGGGAACGUUUGCAGGCAGCAGGGAGUGUGCGGCCGCAAAGGAGCCGUGCGAGGGAAGGAGGAAGGUCUCUCCCCGCUGCCUCCGGAGCGGGCGUUGAGGACGAGCGUGGGGACAGCGUGGCAGGGGCUGGCCUGCUGUCCCCUCCAUCCCCACCGGCACGCUUUAAAAGACGAGGGCAGACAAUCCCCCACCCCCCCCAACCCCAGUCUGAGCAGCUCCAAGGCAGCCUCGGCCCUUUGUGUGCUGCCAGGGGGCUCUGCCCGAGCCAGAUGCGCUGGCAGCUGGGGCUGGGAAGCAGUCGGGCGGAUGACAACGACCCCGGGAGACAGGAGGAGAGUCCAAGGGAAUGACCUCGAGGGGGAACCCACAAGAUGCAGCCAAGUGUGACAAUGAACCAUCUGGGGAGGAAGACAAAGCAAAGCUCUGCCUGAAGGCACCAGCCCUGCCCGGGCUGUGAUGUGCUCUCAGCAGUGGGGGCCAAGCAGGACAACUGGCAGCAGGAGCUGAUCGGUGCCAGGAGCUCGCAUGGAGCAUCUUGUCCCUUUGAUGCUGUCCCCACCUGGCUGUGGCCUCAUUCCCCACUCCAGAUGCAUCCUGUGAACCUUUCCUGCCCGGGAGGAAGCUGAUCCCACCAGCCCAAGAUGAGACCCUUCCACCCCAGCUCGCUCCUGCUCUGCCUGGUGGCCGCUGCUGCCAUCCCCAUCGUGCCCUGGAAGGUCAAGUGCCCACCGCAGUGCGUCUGCCAGAUCAGGCCCUGGUACACCCCCAGCUCCGUCUACAGGGAGGCUGCCACGGUGGACUGCAAUGACCUCUUCAUCUCCACCGUGCCAGAAGACCUCCCAGAGGGGACCCAGACCCUGCUCCUGCAAAGCAACAACAUCGCCAGGCUGGAGCAGAGCGAGUUGGACUACCUGCGCAACCUCUCGGAGCUGGACCUGUCGCAGAACAGCUUCUCCGACGUCUGGGACCUGGGGCUGAAGAGCAUGCCCCAGCUGCUCAGCCUGCACCUGGAGGAGAACCAACUGUCUGAGCUGCCUGACGCCAGCUUCCCCGGGCUGGGCAACCUGCAGGAGCUUUACCUGAACCACAACCAGCUGCGCAGGAUCGCCCCCGGCGCCUUCUCCGGCCUCGGCAGCCUCCUGCGCCUCCACCUCAACUCCAACCUGCUGCGGACGGUGGACAGUCGCUGGUUCCAGAUGCUGCCCAGCCUGGAGAUCCUCAUGAUCGGAGGCAACAGGGUGGAUGCCAUCCUGGAUAUGAAUUUCAGACCUCUCUCCAACCUGAGGAGCUUGGUUUUGGCCGGGAUGAACCUGAGGGAGAUCUCUGAUUACGCUCUGGAGGGGCUGAGGAGCCUGGAGAGCCUCUCCUUCUACGACAACAAGCUGGUGGACGUCCCCAAGCAGGCUCUGCAGCGAGUCCCCGGCCUGAAGUUCUUGGACCUGAACAAAAACCCUUUGCAGAGGGUCAAGCAGAGCGACUUCACCAACAUGCUGCACCUCAAAGAGCUGGGCCUCAACAACAUGGAGGAGCUGGUGGCCAUCGACCAGUUCGCCCUGAUCAACCUCCCCGAGCUGACCAAGCUGGACGUGACCAACAACCCCAAGCUCUCCUUCAUCCACCCCAACGCCUUCCACCGCCUGCCCCGCCUGGAGACCCUGAUGCUCAACAACAACGCCCUAAGUGCCUUGCAUAAGCAGACGGUGGAGGCCUUGCCCAAGCUGCAGGAGAUCAGCAUCCACGGCAACCCCAUCCGCUGCGACUGCGUCAUCCGCUGGGUCAACAGCACCCAGCGCCGCAUCCGCUUCAUCGAGCCCCAGUCCACCCUCUGCGCUGAGCCCCCCGACCUGCAGAGGAGGCACAUCCGAGACGUCCCCUUCCGGGAGAUGACAGACAGGUGCCUGCCUCUCAUCUCCCCCAAGAGCUUCCCCUCCCGCCUGGAGGCGGCGGAUGGGGACAAUAUCUCCUUGCACUGCAGAGCUCUGGCGGAGCCCGAGCCGGAGAUCUAUUGGGUGACCCCCGCGGGGGCCAAGCUGCUGCCCUAUGCGGAAGAAGGGGGCUGCAAGGUGCACCCCGAAGGCACCUUGGAGAUCAGGGGGAUCUCAGCUCGGGAGGCAGGGCUCUACACCUGCGUGGCUCACAACCUGCUGGGGGCAGACACCAAGAGCGUCAGCGUCAGGGUCAACCACUCCUUCCCGCUCGCCGAGGACAGCCUGGAGCUGGUGGCGGUGGACGUCCAAGCCUACCACAUCCUGGUUGCUUGGAAGCCACAUCUCAACACCGUCUCCUCCAACCUCACCUGGUCCAGCUUCUCGCUUGGCUCCCGCUCGGACGCUCCCAACGUGGCCAGGAUCCCCACGGGGACCCACACGUACAACAUCAGCCGGCUCCAGCAGGACACGGACUACUGGGCCUGCCUCCACGUGGCCUUUGUAGACUUGCAGGCCAAGGUGGCUUGUGUGAACACCAGGACUAAGGAGGCUGCCCACCGCUACCGGCUCCUGGAGAGCAGGCAGAGCCUCCUCACCCUGCUGGCCCUUUGCCUCCUGCUCCUCGCUGCCAGCCUCGUAGCUCGCUAUGGCGUCAGGGCAGAGCCCAGGAGGGAGCUGCUUGGAGGUGGCACAACCCUGAGGGUGGUUUACCCUCCCUUCAGCCAGCCCUGGGCUGGAGGGCAGCGUGGAGGGCAGCUCCUGGCCGUGGAGGUGCAAGCAGCACCCCUGGACUGCUAAAGGCUGCU